UUAAUCACUGUCAGUUCAUUCAGUGUCCUCCUGACUUGUCCUGACUGUUGACGACUCAAUUGCUUCAUUGUUGUGUUGUCUGUUGGCGUUUGUAUCAAAAUUAUUUAACUAUUUUGUAAUGGUACUAAUGACAAGCAUAAUCCAAUCAAACAAUAAACUAGGCUUUCUGGUCUCCUUUCUGUCGGUUUCUUUCUAGUUUCCCUUAGCCAAAAGUUGACUCAAAAUGAUGUCCGAAAGAUAUUUAGUAGCCGUUUGUGCGUUAGCAUUUUGUUGCAAUGUGACUCUCAUGGUAUUAUUUGUAAAAUACAAUUCUGGUGAGAAAUGUUUUGUUACGAUCGACGAGAACCAGAAAGUUAUAGCACAUUUACCGGAAAAUUUUCUAAGUAUCGGUAUUGACGCUUCAGAAAUACAGGAUAACCGGGUGGACUUUACGAAGCCGAGAUUUCGAGAGAUGGCGGCAGCAUUGUCGCCCGCACGGUUGCGCAUCGGGGGCACCAUGUCCGAACGCCUCAUCUUCAGCCCCGACGACAUCGAUGUUUCUUGUGACCACUGUCCAAAAGAAGCCAAGUCCGUUUGCCCUGCUGUUAAAAGGUUGUGUAAACACAAAUUUUUACCAUUUUUUCUCAUGACCGGAAGUAAAUGGACUGAGAUAAAUGAAUUCUGCAAGGCUGUUAAUGUUAAGUUAUUGUUCACAUUUAAUGCCUUGAUCCGAGAAUCAAAUCAUGGAUGGAAUGAUAUCAAUGCUAAGGAACUUUUACAAUACUCCAAAAAGAACAACUUUCAUGUUGAUUGGCAGCUCGGCAACGAACCUAACUCCUAUCAUCACAUCUUCAACAUCACAAUCACUCCAGCAAUGCUUGCUCAAGACUUCAAAAAAUUAAGAAAACUGUUGAAUCAUUCAGGCUAUAAACAUUCAUUACUUACGGGCCCAGAUACGACUAGACCUCAACCUGAACGACCGGAAUGCCUUGAGUAUAUGCUACAAUUUUUGCAUAAUGCUUCUCACUAUAUUAAUGUAACAUCCUGGCAUCAAUACUAUCUUAACAGCAGAACAGCAAAAUUGGAAGAUUUUUGGAAUCCAGAUACAUUUGAUUUGUUGAGUAAACAAAUACAUGCUAUGAGGAGUCACACCAAGAAGUAUUCUCAUAUUCCUAUGUGGCUAAGUGAGACCAGCAGUUCAUAUGGUGGAGGAGCUCCAGGUUUAUCAAACUCAUAUGCUGCCACACCACUUUGGGUGGACAAAUUAGGUCUUUGUGCACAGAAUAAUAUCACUACUGUUAUCCGACAAAGCUUUUUUGGAGGAAACUACAGCCUCAUCAAUGAGAAAUUAGAUCCUCUCCCCGAUUGGUGGGUAAGUGUGCUGUACAAAAAAUUAGUUGGCAGCAAAGUUCUGCAUGUAGACUGUCAUUGCUCAAGAUAUCAAAGAAUGUAUGCUCAUUGUGCCAACAGUCAUUAUACUAAUGACACAUCUGCCAUAACCAUAUAUGCUGUCAAUUUAGAAAUGGCUAAAGCAAAAUUCCUUCUUAACGGCACAGCUAUUCAUGGAGAUAAUUUAAGGAUUGAUGAGUACAUUAUCAGUGCUCCAUACAAUAACAGAAAGUCAACAACAGUAUUGUUGAAUGGCUGGCCUCUCUACUACGAGUCACCACAGUUGGAUAUACCUCCUAGAAUUAUUCGUUACGGCACACAUAUAUCAAUGCCACCAUACUCUAUUGGUUUUUGGAUAAUCUACAAUACUUCAAUAGAGGCUUGUAAGUGAUGUGACAGUAAUUUAUUAUUUUUAUGGACUUUUCUUUGAGCAUUUACUUAAAACACUUUAUUGUGACACUCUUGUGAAUUUUUUACAAAAAUUAGCUCUAUAGAUAGGUAACAAUAUUGUUUAAUAUGACAAAGUAAGUAUUUAUAGAAAAUUCAACUGUUGUAUUUAACAGGAGUGGUGUGUCCAGUGAACAUUAUUUUUGUAUUGGUAUUGUUUUAGCCUCAUUGUUUCAGUGGGAGCGUUUGUAGUGUAUGUCAUAUGUGUGUGACUAUGUAAAAAUGAUUUUUGCAACAGUAAUUUUUUUGAAAUGUAUUUGGCACAAACUGUAAAUUUCUUAUAAUAUGGAGAAUGAGAAUACAAUGUCAUUUUUAUAAUAAAACUGAUCUGAUUCCAAAAAAACGGAAUAGUGAAUUAUAUGAAUCUUCUCAUAAGCAAUCUCUUUUGUUACUAACAACUAAGCACUUCUUCACAGAGAAACUUAUUUUUGAGUCAUGAUACUGAUAAUAAAAAGUAUUUAAAAUUCUAUAUAAAUCUAUAUAACAGAUGUUGAUUUUUUUAAUGGGCUAUAAAUUUCACCUACUAGCUACCAAGCUUAACUACUACAGGCUAAAUACUUUAUAGGAAAAGUUAAUAUUUGCAAUAAGAGUGCCUUUUCAUUGCAUUAUGUGAUACUUAUUUAGAAAUACAAAGCCACUUGUCUAAAACGAAAUUGUCCCUUUGUUCUAAUACUAAUAGUUAGUUAUAUGUACUGUAUACAAUGUUUAUUAUUACUCUUAAUGCCUACUAACAGAACAGGUAUAACUAUAAAAACAAUGUUAAAAUUAACACUUCUUAUCCUACAAUUCCAUUUUACUUGAGUUGUGAUACUUGUGAUGCCAAUCUGUUGUAUUGUAUAAUUUUCUAAUCAAAAACUAAAAAUACACAAUUUUUUAUGUGAUUUUGUUAGUAUAACAUAUUAUUUCCCUAUUAUUCAUAAAAUGUUUGACGCAUAUUAAAGUAUGCUUUAACUUAUUAUAAAUAAUGGUGUUUAGAUAUAAAAUAUGGAAUGUUGCAGAAAUGCAGAAAUUUACUACAUACUUAAUUAUAUUAAGUCUAGUUGUAUACUAGCCAACUGCUUUACUUAAAGAACAAUUUAAAUGCAUUCAUUAUGUAAAAAUAUAUUGUUUAAAAAUAAUACAUGAUACUAUGUGGAGUUUUCUCUGGAACAAGUAGAGUUCAUAUAUAUUGAUAGAUGGACAGACGAAAAACUAAUUCUAAAUUGUGGUACUCCAAAUAAGCAUUUAAAAACAACAUACGACAUUUAAAUCAGCAAUUAAGACUAGAAAUUAGAAGGGAAACAAAAAUUCCAAGAUCUUAUAUUAGUAAAUGUUAGAAUUCUUAUUCCCUAUUAGACUAUGGAAAUUUAGUGUUUACAAUACAAGUAUCUACCUCGGUAGUUACAAGUUCUCGCUGAAUAUAUGAGUAGCCCUUAUUUGGCUUUGUAUUUGUUACAGCUAAACUCCGAAGUGCUCGACUAAACAUAGGCGUAGCCAUACCUAGGUUUAGCCGGCUAGACCAGGUGCAACAUGUCUCAGUUGGUUACACCUAGGGGCAAUUAUGUUCGGUUAGACCCACGUUUAGCGUUCAUCAUAUAGAUGCAGUCAGUAGCGGAUGGUUAAAUUAAAUGUAGAUUUACGAUUAACCUAACCGCCGAACGUAUGCACCUGCUGCACCUAGGUGGAGCCAUACUUCUGGGUUUAGCUGGAACGUAUAUACUUAUUUAUAUUAAUAAGUUAGUACGUAUAUUGGUUAUGAAUCCAUCCAUUUAAUCUGUGAAUGAACAAUUUAGCCUUGUUAAAGUGUCAAGGCGAGAUCUCCUGCAACAUUGAACUGUGCACCUCAUAAUGAUAAGACAAUGUUAUCAUGUGCUAUGUUAGCUAUACACAUGUUCUUACUACUUUGAUAAUACCUAGUACACUUCAAGACACAAGCUUCUUUAAUCCUGUUAAUCUAACUAGAUAAAUAUCUUUCGCGUUUGGUGAUUGAAUAUAGACUAGGAAACAACUUUUAUUUGGCAAUAUCUUAAAAUUAAAAUCAGUCAAGCCCGUUUUGGAUUAGCGCACUGAGUGUUCCGAAAAAAAUUGCUUUAUGUACAAUCGACACCACAUUCAGUUGCACUUUAAUAGUAGCUCUUAUUAAUACAUAUUCAUAUAAUGUGACAAAUGGUUUUAAGUACGUUAAUGUAUUUUUUCUCAGGAUUUUAAAUAAUUUAUUUCUUUUGAUUAUUACAAUUAAUUGUAAAAAUUACUAUUGAGAUACGACAAAGAAUCGACAUGCAGGAUGUCAAUUCUGUUAACAUGAAAUCAUAAUGGUGUCUGGAUGAUUCAAGUGAAAGAAAUUUAAAUAAAAACUACUAUUUAAUAGCCAUUAAGACAAGAUUGUGAACCUUAUGGAGGCUUAUGGUUGUUGAUAAUGUUUAUUUACACCUUGUUGUUUAUUAAAUAUUUACGUAAAAUACUGUAUAUUUAUUAAUUCUUUGUAUGGGUCUGUGACGCUACAAUGAAAUGUUUACUAUUGUAGGUAUAAUUAGAUAUUAUUUUCUUAUGAAUGUACUAAUGCGUUAACUCGAUUGUCACAUAUAUGUAUAGGUGUUACUUGGGCGCAAUGUCUAUUCAGAGAAUAAUACUAAUGUUAUUAUUAAUUGUGUAAUUUUAUAAACGACAGCUAAUGUAAUGUAAUAUUGAUUACUUGCUUAUCCCCAUUAAAUUCGCUAAGUUAUAAAACGUAGUAGGUAUACAUAAGUAAACGUUCUUAGUUCGUUCGGUGAUGUUAGUGCUAUCUGCAUUUUGCCUAGUAGACUGUUACUCUUUUAUUAAUGAAAUGGCACCAAAAUAAAUGUUAUUUCUACUUUUUGUUUAUAUAUCUUUAUGGCACUUUUAACUAUUUUGAAUCGGUAGAUGAAUAUAUUUAUUAGCAUUUCUCCAUACGUGCACACAUAUUAUUAGUGUUUGCAAUGUAUAAAACAGGCCUUAUUUAUUAAGCUUAUUACUUUUACUACUAGCACUGCGAUAAAAUUCGAAAGAAUAUCUUCAAGGCCAGAAUACAAACUGUGUGAAUGUCAUUACAUUGCUAUUUAAUGAUCUCACAAAACAUGUAAAGUUUUACGUUUACACUAAGUAUACCUACAUGUAGAUAUUCCUGCAUGUAGGUUCUUUGCUCUCACAUGUCCAUUGAAAUAUUUUUUCUAUAUCUGCUGACCUCAAUAUUAUAAUUUGCAUGUGUAUUUAUGCAAAUACACGUGGAUAAGCAUCCAUGAUACUGGCUUAAAGUAGCCAUUUUAUUAAUAUAUAUUGUUGUGAAUAAUGCGGUGUCUAUUGCAAGACUGAUUAGUAUAACGUAGCCACGAUAUUCUUUUUUUUCCAUGUGUGCCUAAACUUAAUAUACUUAUGAAUAUUUUCAUAUUUUGCUUUACUACUAUAGUUAACAUAUUUUAAGAAUACAUUAUAUUUAAAAUUGUGAAAUUUUUCGUAUUAGUUCUGUAGAAAUAUCUAAUAAAUCUGGAAAGUAAUGUAUUUGUUAAAUUUGUAUAAAAAAAAUUCAAAAGCUAUACGGCGUACAAACUUAUUGCCAGCAUGCCUAUAAUGAAAACAACUAGGAGUUCCAUUAUCAAAUCAAGGCACGAAUGGUUUUUGCUCUAGCCAUCAAUGUAAAGAGAUUAACCUGUUUCACCACUUUCUGAUAAAAUAUUUAAGUUGCAAAAUUCAAUAUUAUGUCGUAGUGUUUUCUCAGACAUCUCCGUCCUAUGUCUAUUCCAAAUUCCAUAAAAAUUAGUCCAGUUGAGCGUAACCUACUGAUUUAUAAUCUCGCGUGAAGUACCUACGCACGUUUUAUAUGAUUGCGACAUUAGUAGGUAUUUUAUAGAUUUUAACUUUAAUCUAGGUAGCUGUGUUCAUUUUUGGGGCUAAGAAUUUAUUUAUGCUUUAGACUAUAUUUUUAUACAAUGUAGUUAGCUUAAGAUAAGUUAAGCUGGGUGUAGCACUGUCUAUCUCUCUCUCUCUGCUAAUGUUAAGCCGUGAUCAAGUCUAAAUGGUUUUUAUAUUAUAAUUUAUGGUUUUAUUGCGUGUAAAUAAGAACUUUAAUUAAAAACUAAAAGUCUACAGUACUAAGUGUAAGUUUUGUUACGUUUACUUUCGUAGUAAACGAAAAAUUUGAGGUUCUCGAUUCAUCGCAAUCUUUUUUUUAACUUAACAUUAGCAGAAUAAGUCGACAUGUCUCUAGUGGUUGAUUAGUAUGCUUUGGAAUACGUAAUAAAUAAAUAUAGUACUUAGAUUAUUUAAUGUGAACAAAUCUACGUAUCUACUUAUAUACAUAAUUGGGUAAGACCAUAACAAAAAAGUAUAGUAUCGUACGAUCGUGUACUUCUGAAGGUUUCGCCUAUCUCUUUGCCAAAUUUAAUUAAUAUAGUUUUAAGUUUUUGAGUUUAUUCAUUACAAAAAAAAACAAAACUAUUCUCUUUAUAAUAUUAAUAGGAAAGUAUGGAUUAUCUACUUUAAAAUUACAUCUGGAACUGAUUUGAAAUAAACAACUUACUUUAUAAUAUUUAAGAUAGACAACCCAAAAUAGUACCUACUUAGGCCACGCCAAGUGCCACAAACACUUCCCCUUUAGAAUAAUAUAUUUUUGCAGCAGGCUGAUUUUCUCUAUGAUAUUAGUGAUAUCUUUAUAUACAAAUAAAUAAGCGUCGAGUGUGUGAAAUUAUAUGUUAGCUAUAUGUUUUACUUUUCCUUUUUUAUAUUUUUAAAUGUUAUGAAACAACAAUGAGUGUAUGUUAUAUAAACAUAAAAAAGGGAAAUUCAAUGAGUGAAUUAUAUAAAUUGAAAUAAAACAUGACAAAACUUUUUCGCAAGAGAUUCACAUAUUUUAAAUGUUAGGUAACAUAAUAAUGUUAUGGGCUAUUGUAUUGUGACCUUGUAACAACUCAUCGCAGCUACAGAUAGAUUACAGACACAAUUUAGAAUACUAAUAAUAGAGUCCAGACAGUCUUAUAAUACUUGUAACCUCAAAUUAAUUAAAUAUUAUACAUGUUAUGUACCAGGCAGGUCCAUUAAAAUUAUAUACUUUACA
This is a messenger RNA of Plodia interpunctella (Indianmeal moth), 6862 nucleotides long. It is a transcript of the gene Hepa, whose product is annotated as heparanase-like. NCBI's taxonomy places the organism in Eukaryota, Metazoa, Arthropoda, Insecta, Lepidoptera, Pyralidae. The record is from RefSeq and is a predicted model, not a curated record. Gene Ontology annotation, molecular function: hydrolase activity, acting on glycosyl bonds. Gene Ontology annotation, cellular component: extracellular matrix; membrane. The transcript has a single exon. Bases 224 to 1759 code for a protein of 511 amino acids.